Molecule: messenger RNA, 3755 nt
Organism: Leucoraja erinaceus (little skate)
Lineage: Eukaryota; Metazoa; Chordata; Chondrichthyes; Rajiformes; Rajidae
Gene: wash1
Product: WAS protein family homolog 1
Exons: 11
Coding region: 204-1619 (471 amino acids)
Biological process (GO): endocytic recycling; retrograde transport, endosome to Golgi; Arp2/3 complex-mediated actin nucleation
Cellular component (GO): recycling endosome; early endosome; WASH complex
Molecular function (GO): gamma-tubulin binding; actin binding; alpha-tubulin binding
Source: RefSeq, a predicted model, not a curated record
CAACUCUGCUCAUCCCAGAAAUGCAUGAUGAUGCAGCAAUUUUCCCCUUAAAACUUGGAAUGAACUAACUGUUUGCAAACCUGAAGAAGUUGUCUCGACCAGAAACGUAGCCCAUUCCUUCUCUCCCCAGAUGAUGAUGAUGAUGUUGUUGUUGCCUGUCCUGCUGAGUUACUCCAGCAUUCUUUUACCAGCAGUCAGUUAAAAUGAUGCAGAAGUAUUUCACCGAAGGACAGGUUUACACUGUUCCAAUCAUCCAGUCGGACUUGCGCCGUGAAGAAGCCAUACACCAGAUCAGCGAUGCCCUUCAGUACCUCCAGAAAAUCUCCAAUGAUAUCUUCAAUAGGGUUUCCCAAAACGUGGAAAGUAAUCAAACUCGUUUGAGGUCCAUCAGUGACCGGAUCAACCUGGCACAAGCCAAGAUCACGAAAAUCAAAGGCAGCAAGAAAGCCACUAAAGUGUUUUCCAGUGCAAAGUACCCUGCACCUGACAGGCUUCAAGACUACGUUUCAAUUUUCACUGGUGCAGAUGGCUCCACUUUGCAGAAACGUCCACGCUACAAGAUUCACAGCAAGCUGAAGCCUCUGGAUGAGAAAGCAGCACAGGAGAAAGUAAAGCUUUAUCAUGUGUGUUUGAAAACGACGUCGCGGGAAGACAAUGAGAUGGAAGAAGGGUUGGGAAGACUUCCACGAAAUAUCAAUUCCAUCAGUUCUCUUCUGCUAUUCAACACAACUGAGAACCCCUACAAGAAAUAUGUUCUAUUGGAUCCAUUAGCUGGUGCUGUGACCAAAACUCACACUGCACUUGAGACGGAGAAAGAGGAGAAACCGUUUGAUGCACCACUCUCUAUCACCAAGAGAGAACAGCUUGAACGACGGACAAUAGAGAAUUAUUUCUACGUUCCAGACCUGGGUCAGGUGCCAGAGAUAGAUGUGCCGUCCUACCUGCCCGACCUACCUGGCAUAGCCGAUGACCUCAUGUACAGUGCUGAUCUAGGUCCUGGUAUCGCACCCUCUGUACCAGGAAGCAAUAUGCCUGAACUGCCCAGUUUCAACAUCGAACCUGUCUACACAAAUGGCCCAGAUCAGCAGAGCACUCAUCUCCCGCUGCCAUCUGUAGAACUGCCCCCGCCUGAACUACUGACGCCAACGAGUGCUCCUCCUCCACCCCCGCCGCCCCCACCACCUCCACCUCCAGCCGAGUCCACCAGCAGUCAACCGCCAGACGGUAUUGCUCAGGGGGCACCUCGGGAGGUAGUGAAGCCCUCGAACGGAAGAGCCAAUCUGCUGGAGUCCAUCCGGCAGGCGGGAGGGAUUGGGAAAGCCAAGCUGCGCAAUGCCAAAUCCAUUAAAAUGGAGAAGAAGAAACAGAAAGAACAGGAACAAGGUGGGACAAGGGAAGGAGCCGGCAAUCUGAUGUCUGAUCUCUUCAACAAGCUCGCAAUGAGGAGAAAAGGUAUUUCGGGUAAAGGUCCUCAACACAGUGAAGGUGGUGGUGGUGGUGACGGGACAGGGGAGGUUCCUGCCACAGGUGGUGCCUUUGCACGAAUGUCUGACGUGAUCCCACCCCUCCCACCUCCGCACCAACAGACUGCUGAAGAUGACGAAGACUGGGAUGCAUGAGGCCGUCUGACUGACUUGGCAAAGAUGUCCGCAUUAAACCUCUGCUUCCCGCAUAACCUUCAACUUCAGUUAUUUGUGUCUUAUCAAUCCUGGCUCGAGCAUUGGAAUUCCUGUCCUUCGAGGAGCAGUAAUUGCCUAACCGCCUCCUCCACUGCCAGCGAGACCAGGCACACAUGGACAAACAGCACCUCAUAUAGGGUCUCUACCCCAAGCAUCACCGAUUCCUUCUCUCCAGCGAUGCUGUCUAUCCCGAUGAGUUACUCCAGCAAGUUAUCUAACCUCGUAUUCCACUAGGACACCUUGGAGCCCAAUAGUAUAAACAUUGAAUUUGACAAUUUGACGUAGUACCAGCGCAGGUACAUUUCUCCCACCAUUUCUCAUCACCCCGUUCCCCUUCUCUGUAUGCUCAUCAACCAUUUCCCAUUUUGUCCCUCCACCCACACCCCGAGCUCUGCCUAUACAUUUCACUCCUCAUCUGACACCCUUUUGGCUUCUUUUCACCUCUAGCCUUGAUCGCUUACUCCACCCACCUGCUAAUCAUUGCCCUCCGAUAGUCCUUGCUUUCCCUCUCUAUCCCCUCCCCUUCCCAGUCUCCCACUGUCUUACUGCCUCCGAUUCCCCUGACAUCAGUCUGAAACGUCACCCGUUCCUUCUCUCCAGAGAUGCUGCCUGACCCGCUGAGUUACUCCGGCGUUUUGUGUCUAUCUUCCACCUAUCACUUAACAGGGUUUAAGAAGGAACUGCAGAUGCUGGAGAAUCGAAGGUUACACAAAAAAGCUGGAGAAACUCAGCGGGUGCAGCAGCAUCUAUGGAGCGAAGGAAAUAGGCAACGUUUCGGGGCCGAAACCCUUCCGGGUUUCGGCCCGAAACGUUGCCUAUUUCCUUCGCUCCAUAGAUGCUGCUGCACCCGCUGAGUUUCUCCUAUCACUUAACAGGCUUUGACUCACCCCACCUCUUUCCCAGCUUCCCCCCCCCCCCCUCCCAUUAGUGUUCCAAACCAAAAUGUCACGUGUCCAUUCCCCCAAGCACUUUUUUAACUCAUGAUUUCUGCAUCUGCAGUGUCGUGUCUCCACUUUUCUUUAAUAUUGCAUCUGUGAUUCAGAUGUGGACACAAAUCAGGCUUUUUACCCUGCUGGCUGGAGUUUGCUUUGUGGAGGAACAUAACCACCUAAAUAUACACGUUAAGAAGAGAAUUUCCAUCCCAGACUUAAAUGAUAUCAAGUGGUCUUGCCUGCUGCACAGGUUGAACAGCAGGGACAUUAAAAUUGAUUCUAAAAUCAUUCUUCAUUUGUUUUAAGCAAAAUUUGCAUAGGUUACAUUUCAUCCUUUAAUAAAAUAGCUUUUAGGUUUGAGAUCCUUGCAACAUCCAGCAUUCACCUCCAUCUUUAGACUACAAAUGUUUUCUCAAUGUUUAAGAAAGAACUGUAGAUGCUGGAAAAAUCAUAGGUAGACGCAAAUGCUGGAGAUACUCAGCGGGUGAGGCAGCAUCUAUGGAGAGAAGGAAUAGGUGACGUUUUGGGUCAAGACCCUUCCCUUCGGAGAGAGAACUUAUUCAAAGUAGACAUACCUUGAGGAAAGUUUGCCAUGGAUAGACCACAUUUUUAAGAGGAACUGCAGAUGCUGGAAAAACUCAGCAGGUGAGGCAGCAUCUAUGGAGCAAAGGAAGAUGCUGCCUCACCUGCUGAGUUUCUCCAGCAUUUUUGUCUACCUUUCAUGUUUUCUCAAUGGUAAUUGAUUUCCAGGCUCUGCCAAAAACCACUUUGUUGUCAGAUAGCAGAUGAGGCAACUGUGUUCUACAAUUCAGCAUUGCACUGAACUGAAGGAAUGGAUUAUACCAUACAUAAUCCCAGAAUAAAAUAGGAAUGAGUUUUAUGAAAAUUAUACUAAAAUGUGUAAUUCAAGUUUAAAUCGAUUAACUGUUGUUUAGAAUAGCAGUAAAACUUAAUUGGUGUCAAGUUUGAAAUAUAAAUGAAGGUCACCAAUGGUCUUAAUUAUUUGAUCUAUGUAAAAGUUUCAAGUUGCUAUCAAUCAUGUAACAUUUGAAUUAGAAUGUCAUGAACGAUGCACAAUCUCAUGUUUUUGAGGAUUGGGUUGUGAUUUAUUGCAAAGUCUUUAAAUAAACAGGAUAGCUUCAAA